UAGAAAAGUUUCAAGGGUUCUUUGCUGAUGUGCCUUCAGUAAAGUGCAGACAUGGCCUCUGCAGAUGCUGAGUUAGCUUGCUUUGGGGAGGCGGCUCCUUACCUCCGAAAAUCGGAGAAGGAGAGAAUUGAGGCCCAGAACAAGCCUUUUGAUGCCAAGACAUCUGUCUUUGUGGCUCAUCCUAAAGAAUCCUUUGUGAAAGGCAAAAUUGAGAGCAGGGAAUCAGGCAAAGUCACUGUCAAGACUGAAGCGGGAGAGACUCUGACUGUGAAAGAAGAUCAAAUCUUCUCCAUGAACCCUCCCAAGUAUGACAAAAUCGAGGACAUGGCCAUGAUGACCCACCUCCACGAACCCGCAAACUCAGAAAUGGCUGACAAGGCUGCCUACCUAACGGGCCUUAACUCAGCUGAAUUUCUCAAGGCCUUGUGUUACCCUCGAGUCAAGGUUGGGAAUGAAUACGUGACCAAAGGUCAAAACGUGACACAGGUGAACAACGCUGUGGGUGCCCUGGCAAAGGCUGUGUUUGAGAAGAUGUUCCUGUGGAUGGUUGUUCGCAUUAACCAACAGCUGGACACGAAGCAGCCCAGGCAGUACUUCAUUGGUGUCCUGGACAUUGCUGGCUUUGAGAUCUUUGAUUUCAACAGCUUUGAGCAGCUGUGCAUCAACUUCACCAAUGAGAAACUGCAACAGUUCUUCAACCACCACAUGUUCGUGCUGGAGCAGGAGGAGUACAAGAAGGAGGGGAUUGAAUGGGAGUUCAUUGACUUUGGCAUGGACCUGGCUGCCUGCAUUGAGCUCAUUGAGAAGGUACCUUUCCCAUGCAAGCCUAUGAUGGCUGUUGCCAUUCUGUGGUAUUUCUGAGGUACAGUCAGUUCAG
Molecule: messenger RNA, 877 nt
Organism: Sturnus vulgaris (Common starling)
Lineage: Eukaryota; Metazoa; Chordata; Aves; Passeriformes; Sturnidae
Source: RefSeq, a predicted model, not a curated record